This is a messenger RNA of Torulaspora globosa, 1944 nucleotides long. It is a transcript of the gene MET12, whose product is annotated as methylenetetrahydrofolate reductase (NAD(P)H) MET12. Gene Ontology annotation, cellular component: cytosol. The transcript has a single exon. Lineage: Eukaryota; Fungi; Ascomycota; Saccharomycetes; Saccharomycetales; Saccharomycetaceae. Gene Ontology annotation, biological process: tetrahydrofolate interconversion. Gene Ontology annotation, molecular function: methylenetetrahydrofolate reductase [NAD(P)H] activity; FAD binding. The record is from RefSeq and is a predicted model, not a curated record. Bases 1 to 1944 code for a protein of 647 amino acids.
AUGUCGAUUCGAGAACUUUACAAUGAGAAAUCUAGGCCAUCUUUGUCGUUAGAGUUCUUUCCUCCCAAAACCGAGACUGGCAAGAGGAACCUACUGGAGCGUAUGGUGCGUAUGUCAGCCUUGGAUCCAUUAUUUAUAACGGUGACAUGGGGUGCGGGUGGUAGUACGGCUGAAAAGACCUUAGAGCUUGCGGCGAUUACUCAGAGAAGCCUUAACGUGCCGGUUUGCAUGCAUCUGACCUGCACUAACACGGACAAGACUGUUAUCGAUAAUGCACUACGAACAUGUCAACAGGUAGGUAUCAGGAACAUUUUGGCCUUGAGAGGAGACCCAUCUAUUGAGGACUCUGUGGGUCAGGAAAGAGUUACGCAAGAACCGGUCGAUUUUGAACAUGCGGUGGACCUCGUCAGAUAUAUCCGGACACAAUAUGGGUCGUACUUUUGUAUUGGAGUCGCAGCUUAUCCAGAAGGUCACUGUGAAGGGGAAGCCGAGGCAUCUGAGCAAGAUCCGUUGAGAGACUUACCAUAUCUGAAGGAGAAAGUAGAUGCCGGGGCGGACUUCGUAAUAACACAAUUGUUUUACGAUGUAAAGAAGUUUUUGACGUUUCAAAAACUAUUUGUUGAUCAUGUAUCUGCUGAGGUCCCACUUAUCCCAGGUUUGAUGCCGAUCAACUCAUUUCUGCUGUUCAAUAGAGCAGCAAAACUAUCCCAUGCCUCGAUCCCCAAGCACAUACUGGAUAAGAUUCCCCCAGAAAUCCAACCGGAUGAUAAUGCUGUGAAGUCCAUCUGCGUUGAUGUCCUGGCAGAUAUUAUCGAUACGAUCUACCGCGAGACCAACGGAAGAGUUAAGUGCUUUCAUUUCUAUACCUUAAAUCUGGAGAAGGCUGUCGCUCAUAUCGUGGCCAAGUCAGACGUUCUCCAUCACAUUAUGAAAGAAGCUGAAGAAGAAGAAGAAGAAGAAGAAGCCAAGACGAAUGUCGAUCAGGACGGCGAUAUCGCUUUAGAUGACGGUCCCGGAACAACUACGCUCCAAGAAGACAACAGAAAGAGGAGAAGAAACUCAAGCAAUGUAUCAACAAAUUUCACGUCGAAUCAGCUUGCUGUUCAUAAGACUAGACGUAGCAGCAUAGGAAUACCCUCAAGAAAAGUGGCCAUCUCUAUAUCACAGGGAACCGGUACUUUAGGGAGAGAUGCAACAUGGGAUGAGUUUCCAAACGGCAGAUUCGGUGACUCUAGAUCGCCGGCUUACGGUGAAAUUGAUGGUUAUGGACCUUCGAUCAAAGCUGGAAGUAAGAGGGCUUUGCAACUGUGGGGUUCUCCAACAAAUGUCGAGGAUUUGAGAAAUAUCUUUAUCAAAUAUCUUGAGAAUUCAAUAGAUUCUUUACCCUGGUGUGACUUAGGACUAUCUCCAGAAAGUGCUCUGAUCCAAGAAGAGUUAAUUCAAUUGAACGACAGAGGCUUCUUUACACUUGCCUCCCAGCCGGCUACGAACGGAGCUUCUAGCACAGAUAAAAUACUUGGCUGGGGUCCCGCUCAUGGAGUUGUAUAUCAAAAGUCAUUUGUUGAAAUGUUUGUUCAAAAGGAAAGAUGGAACACUAGCUUGAAACAUAUCGUGGACCAUUAUGGAAGGGAAAAACUGACGUACUACGUUGGGGGAUCAGAUGGUAGUUUUGGAUCAAAUUUAGAGCCAGGAAGUUCUAACGUGGUAACUUGGGGUGUCUUUGCAAAUAGCCAAGUUAUUCAGACAACAAUCAUUUCUGAAGAGUCAUUCAAAGCUUGGAGAGAUGAGGCUUUUAGUAUAUGGCUAGAAUGGGCGAAACUUUUUCCCAGAAACAGCCAAAGCAACAGCUUUUUGAGGCAGAUGCAUCAGGACUACUAUUUGGUAUCCGUUGUUCACCACGAUUAUAACCAAUCGGACGAGCUUUGGGAGAUACUUCUCAGCUAG